AUGGAGCAGAGGAAAAAGGCAGUAAUCGGAAGGAAAUUGGGUCUUGUGCGGGGAGAGCGGCGGCCGAGGCAAGCAGAGUUCCUCCAUCUGUCCAGCCACGACACGGGUCAGCAGAUCACCUUCGCAAUCCAAUGUCCAGUGAAGCCCGGAGCCCAUACAUCAUCAUCAUGCGACGCCUUUGGUAAUAAGGCUGCCUGGAGUUUGGGUGUGGAAGCUCCCCAGUAUCACGCUCUCCUCGGGGGUAACGAGCCGACUCUCCUCGCGACUCUGAAUGGGUGGCUGUGUUGUCGAGUGGCUGAAUGA
Molecule: messenger RNA, 303 nt
Organism: Knipowitschia caucasica
Lineage: Eukaryota; Metazoa; Chordata; Actinopteri; Gobiiformes; Gobiidae
Source: the annotation of a GenBank genome assembly